AUGCCUUACGUCAAACCGACUGUCCACAUCUCGCGCUUAGCUUCGACCGCACUCAAAUCAUUCACCCACGGAUACGCCCAAACCGUCGUCGCGGCCAGCCAGUCUUCCUAUGCUGCUCAGAAUACCCCGGCAGCUCCGCUCGCGGACCACUUGAUCUCACGUUUCCGGAAGGGCGACAAGAGUAGACUUCAGAAUGCCUACACUCAUAUCGAUGGUACGCGACAGGCCGGCACCGCUGGUUUGGCUACGGGCCGUAGCGAUGCCAACCACGAUGGACUAGAAAAGUACUUUGAUGCUUGGCAGAAGCACCAGCGCAGUGGGGGAACCAAGGAGUGGCAGCAGUUUCAAUUUGCGCGGAGACUGGAAUGGCAGCCUCCAACCACCGUCCCAGCGCAGCAAAACGAMRGUCUCGAUGCGGAGGAACUUGUUGUGCGUCAGGAGGACGAAGAAUUGGCAGCGCCCAAUUUGAAGCGCUCCUACACGACAAGUGCGCUUGACAACUUCGACAAGGCCUUUUUGAACGAUGAAGCCGCAGAAGCCGUAGCCCUUGAGCAGGUCAACAAUGCCAUCGCAGAGGAGAUCUUGCGAUCAAAAUCUCCGUCUGCGGCAUCUCUCAAGGAUUCGGCGGUUGGAUCCGAUGUGCAGUCAAUUGGCAUCAACAGCGAGACACUGUCCAAUGCAGAUUCUCUGGAGAGUGACUACUACACCAACCAGCUUCUCCAACUUUCCAACGACAAGCAGUAUGGCGAAAUCCCUGCUGUGUUCCAAGGCAUGCUCCKGGCUGGCGUGCAGCAGCCUACACCUUCUGCCUACCGCGCUCUCCUCACAGCUGCCAUUGAGCUCACUCAUGGAAAGCACCUCAAGGCACCCAAGGCUCUUGAGGUGUACUCUGACAUGCUCCGGAGAAAGGUUGUCCCAGAUGUGGAGACGUACGGUAUGCUCAUCGGUCUCCUUGCAACUAGAGCUUCCGAGACUUUGACGAUGCGGAAAUCGUUGGACGAGCGACUAAGCAGAUAUGGAGGAUUGGAUGCGGCCGGCAACUUCAUGUUUCAAUCCACGCAAUCCGAGUAUGCCAUGUUGGUCGAGGACAGCUCGCUUUCCAUCGCGCUCAAGAUGUUUGAGCGUGCAAUUCAGUCAACCUCGGAUGUCAUACCAUCCGAUGCAUGCGCUUCACUGGUGAUUGCCAGCGCUGAGCAAGGACGCGUGGAGGACAUGACCCGGGUAUACCAGUACAUGGAGUCGACAUCCAACAAGCCCGUAUCCUCCAUCUACCCGCCGAUGAUUUCUGCAUUUGGUGGACACGGAGAUCUCCGCAACGCCGUUGAGGUGUAUGACGAAUACAAGGCGCUGGCCAUUGCGAACAACGCCGGAAAGAAUGCCAUUCACCGGGUCGAUUACCAAAUCUACGCCGCGAUCAUCAAGGCGUACGGUGCGGCCGACAGAAUCAAAGGUGGAUUGAAGUUCUUGGCCAGCGUCCAAGCUGAGGUCUCAAACCCGAGCGAGCUCGAGAAGUUGAGGGAAGUAGUCGCGCUCGAGGCUCUACUCCCAUUGGCACUCAAAGACUCCACCUUCCGUGAUGCUCUCAAUCUCACUGGCUCCCUUACUGGUCGCGCUUUGACAUCUGUCUUGACGAGAAUCAGCACCGACGCAGCGGACAGAAAUGUCCCCGAUGUUAGCUUGCAGGCGUUUGAUACGCUGGCUCGCCACUCGAAAGAUUUGGCGGCGCCAGCUAUGGCCGUUCUUGCCAUGCACAUCCGCAAUGCGAACGUCGAAGCCGCGGAGCCAUUCUGGAGAGUUCUGGAAUCCGCCCUUCCGACCCUCGAUUUUGUCGAGCCUACCACUAUGCGAACUGUUGCUCUUAUCGGCAUUGGCCAGUCUGAGCGCGGUUUGAGACAGAGUCGGCGCAUGUUCUCCAGGAUCCGCGAGUCGGAGUGCUCGAGCAUUGUGGAGAUGCACGAUCAGAUUGGUGAAGCGAUUGAGCUCAUCGGCACAUUCAYGCUCAAGCAGAGCACUGUCCACCUCCCGGAAGCUAGCGUUGAGCUCCUCCGCAUGAUGGUCGAGAAUGGAGGCUUGGUUGCUCCCAUUUCCGACCACCUCGUUGCACGUUUCAACCCGGAGCACAUUGCUCGUCUCAAUCAAGCCGACCUUGAGCUGUUGAUGAUGGUGCAGAGURCGAUGAUCCUCGAUGAGAUGUCUGCGGACAUUGCAGGUGCAUCGAGAUUUGGAUGCCUGCUAGAGACCAUCAUUUCUCGUUCGAUGAUGCCUACCGUUGAGACUGAGAAUGUCAUCGAGAGGACAUUGAUCAACAUUGACAGAGCGGAGCUCUCGAAGCUGUGGAACAGCUACCGAUACCCGGACCCAGUAGCACAGCCAGUGUUCACUCCUUUCGUGGGUCCUUUCCAGCCGUCAGCAUCUCUUGAGGACACCCACGACCCAUACUCUAGCCGUACCGAUGUCAAAGGCUCCAACGUGAUCAACGAACUUCUCGAGCGACCGCACGGACGCCGCAUGAGCGAGGCUUUGACCAAGUUCCGCAACAUUCGUCGCAUCGGCCGCAUCCCGCGCAUGUUCACGUAUGGCAAGCUCAUCGAGGCCGCAGCGAAGGAGAACAACCUCAACCUGGCUCACGACAUCCUGGAAAUGGCCAAAGCAGAUGUCCCCUUUGACGCGCGCUACCGUGUUGUUCGCUUCGGCUGGCAGCAGAUCCUUGACCACAUGGUCGCUGGAUGCCUCACUGUCGGCCGCAGGGAUCUCGCGAGCAGGUACCAUCAAGACAUGACCGAUAUGGGCUGUGCGCCUUCCGCCAACACGUUUGGUCUGUACAUYACAACGCUGAAGGAGAACACCAAGACUUUUGACGAGGCCUCCGRGGCCGUCAAGAUCUUCCUUCGCGCCAAGAGCGAAGGUGUUGAGCCGUCUUCUUUCCUCUACAACGCACUGAUCGGCAAGCUUGGAAAGGCCCGACGUAUCGACGAUUGUCUGUUCUACUUUGYCGAGAUGCGUAAUCUGGGCAUCCGUCCCACAUCCGUGACCUACGGCACCAUUGUCAAUGCUCUUUGCCGCGUCUCAGACGACAAAUUUGCAGAGGAGAUUUUCGAGGAGAUGGAGUCCUGCACCAACUACAAGCCUCGCCCAGCUCCAUACCAUUCGCUCAUGCAGUUCUUCCUCAGCACCAAGCGCGAUCGCGGCAAGGUCCUGGCCUACUACGAGCGAAUGCUCAGCAAGGGUAUCGAGCCGACCGUUCACACAUAUAAGCUUCUGAUUGACACGCAUGCCACGUUGGAGCCUGUCAACAUGCCUGCUGCCGAGCAGGUGCUGGAGCAGAUGCAAUCCGUGGGAAUCAAGCCCGAGGCUGUUCACUACAGUUCGCUCAUCCAUGCAAAGGGAUGUGUGCAGCACGACAUGGACGCUGCUCUCGCGCUUUUCAACAAGGUUGUUUCGGAGAAUGCWCGACCGCUCCCUUGCGUUUAUCAGGCCGUCUUCGAAUCCCUAAACGCCAACCACCGGAGUGGAGAGAGCGAGGCGCUGGUCGCUGACAUGAGGAGGAGGAACGUUGAGGUCACGCCGUAUGUUGCUAACGCGCUCAUCCAUGGAUGCAUCGCAGAAGGUCAGACCGCCAAGGCCGAGAGUGUCUUCAAGGGGCUACCGAUUGGGAGGAGAGAGCCAAGCACGUACGAAGCCAUGGUUCGUGCGUAUCUGGCUGGCGGUGAGAGACAAAAGGCACAGGGUGUGGUGAGAGAGGCGCUCGGCAGGGGAUACCCGGGCGCCGUCGCUGGAAAGAUUGCCGAAUUGGUUCGGUAG
This is a messenger RNA of Ramularia collo-cygni, 3801 nucleotides long. Its product is annotated as related to pentatricopeptide repeat protein. The coding region runs from base 1 to 3801 and encodes 1266 amino acids. The record is from RefSeq and is a predicted model, not a curated record. Lineage: Eukaryota; Fungi; Ascomycota; Dothideomycetes; Mycosphaerellales; Mycosphaerellaceae. The transcript has a single exon. Gene Ontology annotation, molecular function: protein binding.